AUGCAAUAAUCACCAAAUACUAGAUAGAUAUUAGAUUUAGAUUUUUAAAAAGAACUUUAUUAAGAAGAUCUAAAGAAACUUGUGUCUAAUAUAUAAGAUAAAUAAAAAUUAUAUAACGACAAUAGAUUAUAAUAAAAUGAACUGGUCUAAAAAAUCAUAAGAAUAUGUUAAUAAAAAUAUGAGGAUGAUAUUAUUAAGAAGAGAAUUGAAUUAUAAGAGCUAAAAUAAAAGUCUGAUGAAUAAAAGGCUAAAUAAGAUGAAGAAUAUAGUAAUUUAGAAAUGGAACUUAAAAAUAAAAUAGUAAAUGUAUUCAUACGUUUUCAAAAAUAUUACGAAAAAAUAGCAUAAGAAAAAAGUAAAUUAGAAGAAUAUAUUAUUGGAGAUACAAUUGAUGGUGAUUAUACUCUAAUUUUAUAAAGUGUUCAUUAAUCAUUAUCUGAUUUUGAAUUAGCUAAAGACAAUGAAUGUAUAAAUUAAUAAACAUUUCUAUCCUUAAAAUCUCCAAAUAUUCACACUAAAUAACAUUAAAAAAUGUCUCAUUUAAAUUCAUAUGUUAAUACACUUAUUUUCAAAAUUGAAAACGCAGAUCAAUAAAUUUUAAAUAAUUAAUCUGAAAAUUCAUAAAUCUAAUUAAUUUUAUCAUAAAAACUCACAUCCCUCAAACAAUAAAUAAGAUAACUAUAAUAAUUUAAUUAAGAUUGUAUACAAGAAGUAUUUGAUCUUUAAUAAGACUUUCUUACUAAUCAAAGAAAUCUUAAAAAUUUAAGAAUUAAUAUUUAAAAUGCUUUUGCUAAAGAUGAAGAAAAAAAGUGUGCAGAAAUUAGUUAAUUAGAAUAAUAAAAAAAUGACAUGGAUAAAAGUUAUAAAUCUUAUACUUAAAUUAUGUUAUAAGGAAAUAAUUAAAGAAAAGAUUAUGAAGAAAAUAUAUUUAGAUUAAUUUCAUUAUCAAAUUCAUUAAUCCAAUCAUUAAAUAAUAGUAUUGAAUAAUUUAGAUCAUAAUUGGAAGCAUUUUCAUUAACUCCAGAUACCAAAACACCUACUAAUGCUUCAAUCAAAAAACUUAAUCUAUUGAAUCCCUAUAAAAAAAUUUUAAAUGAAAAAAUACAAACAGAACCUUCUACAUAUAAUGUAUAGAAAUCAGUAUACUUUAGAAGAAAACUUUAAGUUGAAAAAUUAGGAUCAAUUAAAACAGAUGAGAAUAAUAUUUCUGCUAUUUUUAAAUAAACUUCUCAAUCACCUAAUUUUAGAAGUUAAAUUUUACCAGAAAAAUAAACGGCAUUACCAUUAAAAUGUUCUUGUCCUCCUGAAUGUUAAUGUUAAUAAUAUAUCUAAGAAUAAAUUCAUACUUGUAAUAAUUAAUUAUAUAUCAAUUAAAAAGGAAUUAUUUUAUGUUAGGUUUGUUAAAUUUCCUUUUAAAUAAAUGAACAUCAAUUUUACUGUUAAUUCAAUAAGACUAAAAAUAAGUUCAAAUAAUUUCAAGAUUUUAUCCAUUCUUUUUGGAAAUAUAUAAUAAGUUUAACGUUAAAUUAAUCUAUUGUAGAUUUUUGGAUAGGUCUAAUUAUUAAUUGUAAAUAAUAAUGGUAAAAUGGUUCACCUAGAUUACCUUCUAUAAAAUAAGAUGAAAUUAUUGUAAAUUUUCAAUCGAAUUGUCCAAAUCAUAGUUAUUGUAAUCAUAAAAGUCUUCUGCCUCAAAUACAUUCUAAUUGUAAUACUCCUUUAUAAUUUUCCAAUUAUGGAGAUGUUAUAUGUAAAAGAUGCCAGUAUUCUAUGUUUAUUUAAUAUCAUUUAAUUUAAUGUCCUGAAAAUAAUUAAUUUUAUGCAUUUUAAAGUGUAGAAGAAUUCAUUUUAUCAAUUGAUCCAUAUAUAAAAUAAUUGAUAAGAUAAGAAAAAAAUGAUUGUAAUUAAUUUUUAUAAUCAUUGAUUAUUAAUUUGAAUAAAAAAUGGAAAUGA
Paramecium pentaurelia is the source of this 1950-nucleotide messenger RNA. NCBI's taxonomy places the organism in Eukaryota, Ciliophora, Oligohymenophorea, Peniculida, Parameciidae. The record is from the annotation of a GenBank genome assembly.